AUGUGGAUGGAAGUUGUCAGCGGAGCUGGGUUCAACUAUGGCGAAGAAUGCCUAACCGAUCACUGCUAUCCGGAUUCCGACACCUAUUUACUAGCGAACAGCGUAGCGGAGUUGACUAAAAUGACAAGCGAGGAAAUGUGGGAAGUAUUUGGCCGUUUCUUCGUUGAGUAUGCACUGGAGAGAGGAUGGGAAGAUGUGAUCCGCAGCAUCGGUCCAAAUUUGAAAGUUCGACUAGUUUCUAGAAAGUAA
This is a messenger RNA of Cylicocyclus nassatus, 249 nucleotides long. Lineage: Eukaryota; Metazoa; Nematoda; Chromadorea; Rhabditida; Strongylidae. The record is from the annotation of a GenBank genome assembly.